Cylas formicarius (sweet potato weevil) is the source of this 1368-nucleotide messenger RNA. RefSeq names its product probable methylthioribulose-1-phosphate dehydratase. Lineage: Eukaryota; Metazoa; Arthropoda; Insecta; Coleoptera; Brentidae. Gene Ontology annotation, cellular component: cytoplasm. The transcript has 6 exons. Bases 293 to 1006 code for a protein of 237 amino acids. Gene Ontology annotation, molecular function: methylthioribulose 1-phosphate dehydratase activity; metal ion binding. The record is from RefSeq and is a predicted model, not a curated record.
UAUUCAUCUGUCAAAAGUUAUUUAUUUGCCGGUGGAUCCGCGUUUCGUUUUGAUUAUUUAAACACAAGCAAUUUCUUGUAAUUGUUCGCGCAUUUAGUGUCUGUUGUGUGUAUCGAAAAAAGUUUGUGGAAUCAGCCUUGAUUAUCCGUCGCGACUAUUUGGACUGGGUCCCCCUUGAACGACGACCUCCCACCACCGCCACCCCAUCGCCCCCCAACAAUACCGGGGCAGUCAGACAACUUUCGUGGGCACGGAGACGCGAGGGUAUACAGUUGAGAGACGCGACUAUAAAAUGCCCGACGAACUGCCGGAAACCCAUCCGGAACACCCGCGGAGGUUAAUCCCGGAACUCUGCAGGCAGUUCUACGACCUGGGCUGGGUCACAGGGACAGGUGGAGGAAUAAGCAUUAAAAACGGCGAAAAGAUCUAUAUCGCACCGUCCGGCGUCCAGAAAGAGAGACUCCAACCGGACGACAUGUUCGUCCAGAAUAUCAACGGCGUCGACUUGGAACUGCCGCCGCCCGAGAAGAAAUUGAAAAAGAGCCAGUGCACGCCACUGUUUAUGUGCGCGUAUACCCGCAGGAGUGCCGGAGCCGUCAUUCACACGCAUUCUAAGGCCGCCCUGAUCGCCACCAUGAUCUUCCCCGGCAAAGAGUUCAAGUGCACGCAUUUGGAGAUGAUCAAGGGGAUCAAGAAUCAAAAGCUGGGGCGGAAUUUCCGCUACGACGAAGAGUUGGUGGUGCCCAUCAUCGAAAACACGCCCUUCGAAGAAGAUCUCACGGAACGCUUGGAAGAAGCCAUCAGGGAGUAUCCGCAUACGUGUGCCGUGCUCGUUAGAAGACACGGGGUUUACGUGUGGGGCGAUACGUGGCAACAGGCGAAAACAAUGACUGAAUGUUACGAUUACCUGUUCGACGUCGUCGCUCAGCUGAAACAGCGGGGAAUCGAACCGUCGUGGACUCCGGAACAGUAUGAACUAUGCCAAAAAAGAAACGGCAACCAAUAAGAUAUCAUUUAACCUACCUAUAUGAACUAAUUGUAGGUUAUUGUGAAACGAAGGGAUUUGAUUUUCCGCUUACCUUAUAACUAACCAAAACUGCACGAAAACAUUUAGUAGUUCUACAUAAUUAUAAAAACGAAAUGGUUGCCAUGGGCACGCACAUGUGCUUCUUAGAAUCAAGUAAUACUAGUAAUACCUAGGUGGCGCUGGUUGUUAACUCAUCAUGGCUGGCACUAUUCUGUGACCGGUGCAUAAUGACCAAUCCUACCUAUUUUUUAUAUAGGCAAUUUACUUUAAAUUGUAAUUUUUAAUCGUUGUUUUAUCAUUAAGACAUUGUGCUGAGCCAUCCCAAUAAAUUAGUAAGUGAU